AUGCGUUUUUUCAAUUUCACUCUUAUGGCCGCUUCGGCCCUUUUUUGGGGAGAUGCUUUUGCUGCCUCGAAACCAUCCUCUAAACCUUCCACUAGCUCUGCUGAUGCAGCAGAGAAACCCAAGGAAAUUAGAAUAUGCUCCGCGACUAUAACGAAUAUGAAAACUGGCGCGGAUCUCGGCCGAGGUUCUGUACCAUACACCCAACCGCAUUAUAUCGCCGGCUUUGAGGUGUGCCAAAUAUGGAACGGAUCCACGGUUAGUUACUGGGUUGGUGGUCCUGUGUUGAUGGACCUUGCACCACGUGGAGACCUGCGUUGUAUUCAAUACACCUGA
Molecule: messenger RNA, 333 nt
Organism: Pyricularia grisea
Lineage: Eukaryota; Fungi; Ascomycota; Sordariomycetes; Magnaporthales; Pyriculariaceae
Exons: 2
Coding region: 1-333 (110 amino acids)
Source: RefSeq, a predicted model, not a curated record